Molecule: messenger RNA, 4158 nt
Organism: Linum tenue
Lineage: Eukaryota; Viridiplantae; Streptophyta; Magnoliopsida; Malpighiales; Linaceae
Source: the annotation of a GenBank genome assembly
AUGAAUCUCCAGUUCAAGAAUCCUGAUGUGUUUCAGCCUGAAUGGGGAUCUGAAGGAAGCAUCCAUCUCACCUUCUUCAAGUGCCUCACAUGGCAGGUGGAACAAACGCUCAACCCUUCCUCCUGCCCUUACCAUUACUUCUGUGACAGCAAGUACCCCGGCAAUUACCCGGUCUACGUCGACAUCCUCGUCUUCCUGCUCGCAACAGCUUCCUUCCUGGUGACCCUAAUCGUCCUGACGAUGGAGGUGCUGUCAGGAAGCAGCAGCAACGAGGUAUGUCGAUCCAGAAGAUACUUGCUGCCGUCUGGUCCAAUCCUCCUUCCCGCCAUCCUCCUGACGCUCGGCAAAGGCUACAGAAUCCAUACAAUACUCCCCGUUUCGAGCAUUGGCCCCGCGAUCCUCCUCCUGCUCCAGGUCUCUUCCCUCACAUUCGACACCGGAAUCGAUAGGGAUGCAAGAUACGCCUUCUUUGAAGCCUCUACGGUGUCUGGAAUUCUGCACGCCAGUCUGUACUUGGAUUCCGUCAUCAUGCCUUACUAUACCGGGUUCGAUGCCCUGGUGGCCUCCAAAUUCUCGGGGCAGUGUCGCUCCUGCAUUUGUCGAGAGGAACCUCUGGUGGUCGGGGGAAGGCUUGUCGGCUACCGGGGUUGGUCGCCGACGACGUUCCUGGUCGCUGGAGCUCUGUGUUGCAGGAUCGUAUGCAGGGUGAAAGCCAUGAGCAGCAAGAGCAAGACCAUGGCGGUGAAGUCUUGGCUUGAAUGGUUGAGUUGGGUUAUGAUAAUGAGGGAUUGUGUUGUGCUAGCGGUUAACAGUCCACCUGCUGCAAGUUCGAUUUCACCGGCUGUGGGAAUCGGAGCAAUCUCAACUUCCUUCCUCCACCGCUCCAGAAUCUCCCUCUCCCCCUCCCCCUCUUCCUCGCCAUCGCCGCCGCAACCGCCGACUCUCCGAUCAGCUUCGCCGCCGGAUUCUAUGGCGGACGUCCUGCCGCCCACCGUGGAGGCGCUCAUCCACCUAAUCUGCCUUGUGCACAAACAGCCUCCUCUCCCGUUCACGACGAGGCGGCAGCUAGCUCGGCUGGGCGAAAUUGAGUCCAUGGCCAUCCUCCGCGAAAUCGACACUCGGGGAGUUAGUAAGACUUUCGACGAUUCCGUUCAGAUGAUCCUCCGAGGGAAAUCGCCGUCGCAGUCGCAGUCCCCGUCGACAGCUCCACUGUAUUCUUCUUCCUCUUCUACAUUUACAUCCCCGCAGCGGCAGCAGCAGCUCAGUGGUAGCCCUAAACCCACGUGGCUAAUGAUGCAUACUCGAGUUGGUCAAUUCAGUCAAUCUUCUGCUGCUUCUACGCCAGUGAAGCGCCUUCGUCUGUCUCCACCGCCGUCACCGCCGCAGCAGCUCGCUCGUAGCCUUUCUCCCACGCUGCUCAUGACGGAUGCUCGAGAUGGUGACUUGGAUCUUCAAUGGGUCGUUCGUCGUAAACUGGAGGACGAUUUCCGUGAUCCUCCGGCCGCUACCAUGGAGCAUCUGAAGGAGCUUGAAUUUAGGAAGGCAUUUCUCAUAUUGAGCUACCUGAGAGGGAAGAAGUUGAAAGACUAUAUGAAUAUGACGGCCGAUCAAAUCAGAGAGCUACGGAGUUUACCGAUGAGAAAAUUCGAGGAACUAGUUUGGAGUGCCGUUGGCAUGUCAUGUAUCGGGGAUGAAACACAACGGAUAAAGAGUGAUGAUUGGAACCCCAAGCGGCCUCAUGUGUAUCAGUGCACUGUGGACCAUAACCACCACGACAACUAUGAUACUGGGUUGAGUUAUGAGUUCAAGGGUCCUUACUUUACCAACAUGAGAAAUUUCCUGCAUGCUACUCUGGGGGAUGAGAAUGUUUUGCUGGUCAAGUUCAGUGACAAGGGGAACAAAGAUAAAAGCAUACCAAAGUGCAAUGAUCGUUGUUAUGCCAAGUUUUCUCUCAUUUUGUCAAAGACCAUAAAACUGGAUGUGGAUCUAGCAGAUGUGUUUGUUGAUAGGGCCGAUGACAUUCUUUGCAGCGUAGAUGAAGAAGGUAAGAUUGUGUAUGAUAAGAAAGGCAAGCCGCUCAUAUAUACAGAUGGAACUGGGUUCAUAUCAGAGGAUUUAGCACGGUUGUGCCCAAUUGUAACUCAAGGGAGGUGCCUGGACAGUGACAUUGGGGAGAAUCGUGAAGUGAACUUGUUAGGAUCUCGUCCCAGGGAACCUCUUUCUCCUAAAACCAUUGUCUUUCGCCAAUCCAUGGUUAAAGUUGAUGCGGAUCUAAAUCUGUCACAUAAGGCUACUGCAAACUCAAUGGAGAUAGUUAACACAAGCCGUCGCCCAAAGCCUGCAGAGCUUUCAAGAAACUUGAUUGCCCUGCUCAGCUAUGGAGGUGUUCCAAAGGACUUUUUCAUGGAUCUCGUGGGUAAAGCCUUAGAUGAUGCUCUUGUUUUCAAAAGGCGUGCUGCUGCUCGAGCUGCAAGUUUUCCUUAUGAGAAAGAAAUGCUUUUAUCUGGGAUUCCACUUGAAGAAUCAUACCUGAAGUUUCGUUUGCCCAACUUGAUGACUGACGAGAAGAAAAGGUUGAGAGGAGGAAAAAUUCCUUUGCCCGAGUCAUAUUAUUUAAUGGGGACAACUGAUCCCUCCGGAGUUUUGAAGAAUGGUGAAGUUUGCAUAAUCUUAGAUAAUGGACAGGUUUCUGGAAAGGUGUUAGUAUAUAGGAACCCAGGAUUGCAUUUUGGUGAUAUCCAUAUUUUAGAGGCCGUCUAUCUGAAGGAAAUGGAAAGUUACGUGGGCAGUUCCAAAUUUGCGAUCUUCUUCCCUAUUCAUGGACCAAGGUCCUUGGCAGAUGAGAUGGCUGGAGGUGACUAUGACGGUGACAUGUUUUUUGUGUCGAGAAAUCCUCAGUUCUCCGCUGAAAGGUCACCUUUUGACGUCAUGACCACUGAAACGAUUGCCCUUCUGCAACGAUUUUGUGGUUCAAGUGAUGUGUCAUUUCUAAUCGACAAUGGUGUCCUCAGAUUUGAUAAAGGAAAGGUGGUAAUGUUUCUUCUCAGUUCCACUGCAGGGAUGGCUGCUGAAAGCUGGCUGGCAAUGAUGGACCGGCUUUUAAUAGCGGAAUUUGAUGGUACAAUUGACGUGAACAAGUGUGCUUUGAAGAAGAAUAUCCUGAGCGUGAUUGAUAUAUAUUACGACGCUCUAGAUGCACCAAAAAGUGGAGCAAAGGUUGAACUUCCACCAAAGUUGAAGAUGGAUAAAUUCCCGCACUACAUGGAAAAGCCUGACUAUAGGUCGUACAAGUCUACUUCGAUACUGGGACUAAUAUAUGAUGAAGUGAGGAAGUAUGAAGCUAGGGAUGACAUGCCAAUUGGUGAAAUCGUGAAACUGCCGUGCUUCGCUGGACAAGUUCUUCCACAUCUCAUCGAGAAGUGGGAGAAAGAGUAUAGCCUCUACAGGAUUGAGAUGGCAAGAUGUUGUAGCAAAGAAGUUGGGAAAAAUAUAGCUGCCGAUGAAAUCAAUGAGAAAUACAGAAAGAUCUUCUAUGGCCCCACUGGGGACUUCUGUACGAGCGAGAAGAAGCAGGAAGAAUUGUUCAACGAGGCUCGAGCAAUAUAUCAGGUUGUUUAUGAGUAUGCCGAGCAAAGGAGACGUUCGGCGGCAAAUGACCCCGAGAAGGUAAGGAAAGCCAUUAACUUAUGUGCCUUCGCAUGGAAAGUAGCAGGCUCGGCUCUCUGUGCAUUGUACAUGUCGAGUCGCGGCGAGAAGCCCUUGCUGUGCUCCGAGUCUGCUUUCAAGGAAAUGUUUGGACAAACCAACAACUCCGCCAAGUAAGUUGCCUAUGCGUGGAGGCUCGUGUAUGUAUGUAGCUAUGUACAAUCGUUUAGAACUCCUGUAGAAGCACUGUAUCUUGGCUGCACUAAUGUAUCUGCUAAUGUAGUGUUGCUGAGCUUGUCAACUGGUUCGUUCAAGUUUAGUUUUAGUGAUUGAUCAAUCUAAUCAAGAGAAACAGAUGUUAGUUGUGAGUGAGUUAUUGCCGCAGCCUUAAGGCUGUGCGCGUGUUAUGUAUUAUACAAAGAACUCAUGUAUUUUACAGGUUGGAUGUAAGAAUCUAUGUAUUGUCAGGAUAAUUUGUUUGGUUUACAGGAAUUUUGAUAUUGUCAAACGAGG